CGCGGCGCCGCUCACACUAACAUGGUUCCCUCGGACAUGGUAGUGCGGGAAGCAAGAUUUGAACGGAAAAAGAGUUGAAAUUGAGUGCGUUAAGUCCGUUCAGUCCCUCCAGACAUGAGUGUAGACGCGUACGGCCCCAGCUCCCAGAGUCUGACCUUCUAUGACACCGAGGAGACUGACCUUUUGGGGGCUGACACGCAGGGGUCAGAGUAUGAAUUCAACUUGACCCUCGGCAGCCAGACCCAGACCCAAGGCGACCCGCUGGACAAGACACAGCCCUCCCAGAGCCAGGUCACUGUCAAUGGGGAUGUGGAGGCAGAGGUGGAGAAGGUGACGGAGACGCUGGGAGAACUACAGUUUGAGGAAGAGGAAGAUGAAAAUGCUUUCUAUACCAAGGAGCUCCCUGAGUGGGCGUGCCGCUACUGUGGUAUCCACGACCCGGCCUCGGCGGUUAUGUGCAACGUUUGCCACAAGUGGUUCUGCAAUGGCCGUGGGAACACCUCCGGCUCCCACAUCAUCAACCACUUGGUUCGCGCCAAGCAUAAGGAGGUGAGCCUGCACAAGGAUGGCCUGGUGCGGGACACGGUGCUGGAGUGCUACGCGUGUGCCGUCAAGAAUGUGUUUGUGCUUGGCUUCAUCCCCGCCAAGGCCGAGUCGGUGGUGGUGCUCCUCUGCCGCCAGCCUUGUGCAGCACAGAGCUCCCUGAGAGACAUGAACUGGGACCCAGAACAGUGGAAGCCCCUGAUCAACGACCGUGCCCUGCUGCCUUGGCUGGUCCGGGUGCCCUCAGAGGCCGAGCAGCUUCGUGCCCGCCAGAUUACGGCACAGCAGAUCAACAAACUGGAGGAGCUGUGGAAGGAGAAUGCCUCUGCCACCUUUGAUGACCUGGAGCGGCCGGGAGUGGACGAGGAGCCCCAGCAGGUGUGCCUCAGGUACGAGGAUGGGUUCCAGUACCAGAACAUCUUUGGUCCCCUGGUGAAGCUGGAGGCUGAUUAUGACAAGAAGCUGAAGGAAUCCCAAACCCAAGACAAGAUAGAAGUGCGCUGGGACAUCGGCCUCAACAAGAAGAUCUGCGCUUACUUCACCCUGGCCAAGACUGACGGAGACAUGCGGCUCAUGCACGGAGAUGAGCUGCGGCUGAGGUACCUUGGGGACUUGCACAAGCCCUGGUCCGGGGUGGGGCACGUCAUCAAGAUCCCUGACAACUUUGGGGAGGAGGUCGGCAUUGAGCUCAAGUCCAACGUCGGUGUCCCCACAGACUGCCGGGACAAGUUUGUGGUUGACUUUGUGUGGAAGUCCACCAGCUUCGAUAGGAUGCAGGCUGCCCUCCGUAAGUUUGCUGUUGAUGACUCCUCUGUGUCACCCUACAUCUAUCACCGACUGCUGGGACACGUGGAGAUGGAUGAACUCAUCUUCCGCCACAUCCACCUGCCCAAACAGCUGUCCGCCCCAAACCUGCCAACCCUCAACACUUCACAGCAAUAUGCCCUGAAACAUGCCCUGCAGCGCCCCCUGUCCCUCAUCCAAGGCCCCCCAGGCACAGGCAAAACUGUGACCUCUGCCACCAUUGUGUACCAGCUGGUGAAGCAGACGGGUGGCUCCGUGCUGGUGUGUGCCCCCUCCAACACUGCCGUCGACCAGCUCACCGAGAAGAUUCACAAGACUGGAUUGAAGGUGGUGCGGCUUUGUGCCAAGUCCCGUGAAGCCAUUGACUCUCCUGUUUCCUUCCUCGCCCUCCACAACCAGAUCCGCAACUUAGAGGACAAUGGUGAGCUUCAGAAACUGCAGCAGCUCAAGGAGGAGACUGGUGAGCUCUCUUCAGCUGACGAGAAGCGCUAUCGCAUGCUGAAGAAGCAGGCCGAGAAGACCCUGCUGGAGGCUGCUGACGUCAUCUGCUGCACGUGUGUGGGUGCUGGAGACCCCAGGCUGGCUCGCCUCAAGUUCCACUCCAUCCUUAUUGAUGAGUCCAUGCAGGCCACUGAACCCGAGUGCAUGGUCCCGGUUGUCCUGGGGGCCAAGCAGGUGAUCCUGGUGGGGGACCACUGCCAGCUGGGGCCAGUGGUGAUGUGCAAAAAGGCCUCACGUGCUGGCCUCUCACAGUCCCUGUUUGAGCGCUUGGUCGUCCUUGGCAUCCGACCCUUCCGACUCACUGUCCAGUACCGCAUGCACCCCCAGCUGGCUCAAUUCCCCUCUAACUUCUUCUACGAAGGCUCCCUGCAGAAUGGUGUUGCUGAUGCUGAUCGCACCAUGAAGGGCGUGAGCUUCCCUUGGCCCCAGGCAGACAAGCCCCAGUUCUUCUAUGUUACAUCUGGCCAGGAGGAGAUAGCUGGCUCUGGGACCUCCUACCUGAACCGCACAGAAGCCUCAAGCGUGGAGAAACUGGUCACACGUUUCCUUAAUUCAGGGGUGAAGCCGGAGCAGAUUGGAGUCAUCACCCCUUACGAGGGUCAAAGGGCUUACCUGGUUCAGUACAUGCAGUACCAAGGCCCCCUCAACCAGAAGCUGUACCAACGGCUGGAGGUGGCCAGUGUGGACGCCUUCCAGGGCCGGGAGAAGGACCUCAUCAUCAUGUCGUGUGUGCGGUCCAACGAACACCAGGGCAUUGGCUUCCUCUCUGACCCCCGGCGCCUCAACGUGGCUCUGACUCGGGCACGCUAUGGCAUCAUUAUUGUCGGCAAUCCUAAAGUGCUCUCCAAGCAAGGACUGUGGAACCACUUGCUGCACCAUUUCAAAGAGAAGAAGGUGCUGGUGGAGGGUCCGCUCAACAACCUGAAGGAGUCUAUGAUGCAGUUCAGCAAGCCCAAGCGCCUGGUGAACGCUGCCAACCCAGGCUCUCACUUCAUGACCACUGCCAUGUAUGACGCCCGUGAGGCCAUGGUGCCAGGCUCCAUGUAUGACCGCUCCGGACCCAUCAAUGGCGCUACACCUCAGCCCUCACCUUACUUCAGAGGUCCAACCUAUGACAUGUAUGGCCGUGCCCACGACACUCUGGACUACAUCUCCACGGAGCACUCCCAGGCCGGCCUCAGCAACCUGCCUGUUCCAGUGGGCAUGUUUAUGAACAUGGCCCACGUGCCCCCACGCUUUUACCAGCAGCACCAGCAGGCCCUGGCAGCCCGGGGUGGCCGUGGGGGAGGGGCUGGGAUGCGGGGUAACCGGGGAGGCUCCAGGAAGCUGGCCAAGAAUAUGGGCGGGGCAGGGGGUCCCCAGCUCUCCCAGCCCUUCAGUCAGGACCCAAGCAUGCAGAACUACUCCCAGCCGGGACUCACCCAGGGCCACCUGUCACAGGGUAUGUCUGGUCCUGGUCUGAGUGGACUCUCCCAGGGACUGUCCCAGGCGGAGUUGUCUCAGGACUCGUACAUGGUGGACCAGUUCCAGAGCCAGACCGACGGCCUCCUCUCGCAGGACUCCACCUACCAGGGCGACCGUGCGUUCUUCACCCCGGCAUCACAAACGCACCACUUCUCACAGCCAUACUGAUGGCCGACCUGAAGACACCCUGGCGCAUGAAGGCGAUGAAGCAGCGCACCAGAGCAGCAAACAGCAGGUGGAGUAAAAGAGGGAGACCCACAGCAGGCACAGCAGCAAGAAAAGCAGCACAGAGAAUAGCAGGGUAGAGCAGUCACCCACCGGGGUUGCCACACUCGGGCCCUCUCAGCAAGGAAGCUGGGAGUGGCAGAUCACAAUUACGGGAGCACCGUCUCGCAGGCUAGAGGAGGGCCACCUACACCCUGGAACUAGGGAGGAGGGUGGCAGCUCCAAAUAUCAAAAUUUUUCUCUUGAAAGACCUACUCAGUAGUUGUCUACUGUUUUCAAAAUUUGUUCAGACAAAAGGAAGUAAUUUGGUAUUUCCUGGACCAAGGUUAUUACCUGUAAGUCAAGACAAGGGCAAGACACCCAUUCCUGAAGCACUGACAUUGGGCAGUGUGUGACCCUCAUCUGCCGGCCAUGGCAGAGAGGUGACUGCUGUGUUGACUUGUGUCCUGACCAGCGGUGAGGCUCACUCCCCUCACUCCUCCAUCACCUCCCGGCGCCACCAAUGCGUGGGGCUCUGGCGGCCGGAGAGGCGCGGCAUUCACCCAACGUACAUCCAGUUGUUGUCAGAUCCGUCUGUUUCUGUUGCGUUAAUUUGUUUUGGGGAAUUGACAUCUUUGGUUUUGUUUUGGGUUCUUGGUUCAGUAGGCCUGGGGUGUGCCUGGAAUAUACCUGCACCCCAGCAAACUCUUCUGUACUUAAUUUGUUCUCUCCUUCUGCCACUGACUGACUGAUUUAUCUCAGUGCCUCUGGAAAUUUAUUUUUACUUCCUGUGAGAAAGUUUCUCACUGAAUAUGAGUUUUAGUUGGUGUAUGGAAAAGUCUUACUCAAAACUCACCUACUUAUUAAUCUCAAGAAAAACAAAUGUCAAAAACGGAGUACAAAUUUUUAAGAGCUUGUUUGCUUUCAAAUAUUUAAACUGCCAGGAUUUGUUUUCUAAUUUCAUUUCACUUGCGCCUCAUUUAACCCAAGCGUUGCAAGUUGAGUAUGGUAUUUGUGGUUUUCACGGAGUGUAAUAACAGUGCAUUAUGGUGCAGAGGUGAAGAAGAGAGUAAUGUACGUCAUCACUUGCAUCAGAUAACCUUAUUUGCCAGAGUACUUUGCAGAAAAGGUAUAAAAUUUACCUUAUAGGUGAAAUGUCAUACUGAAAAUGUCCAUUAGGUUUUAUUGGAAGCGGAAGUCAUGAUUUACCGUAUAUACUCAUGUAAGAGCUGACACACUCAAAGACUAUGACAGGGUCGAUAAAGGGAUAAAUUUGACCACCUGGAAAAGUAGUGCCCAUGCAAAGGUCAACAACCUCAGAAAAUGGACCUUUAAAAAUCUGUUUAAAAAUAGGCUUUUACACAAGUAUACACGGUAUAUGACUUCUAUCAAUUGGCUGUUUUCUGCUGUCUGGCUAAUUAUUCUUUUUUCCUCCAUGACUCCAGCUUAUGUCUUAAAGCAUUGGCUCAUUCAGUGACUUGUUCUCACCCUGACUUCUUAUCCUGCGAUGAGCAGACUCCUGUGGCGGGACUCAGACCACGGAGCUUUUCCUGGGAAGGAUCAUGUGGCUGUGGCUCAUCCAUAGCAAAGGAGUCAGACUUGUAGUAGGAACUUAACUGUGUUAUUGGGUCAUUUAAGUGAUUUUAUUUUUCCUGAACUGUAAAGGAAACUGGUAAACAAAUAAAUUCAUUUACCCUC
Eriocheir sinensis (Chinese mitten crab) is the source of this 5214-nucleotide messenger RNA. RefSeq names its product regulator of nonsense transcripts 1-like (gene Upf1). The transcript is spliced from 19 exons. Gene Ontology annotation, biological process: nuclear-transcribed mRNA catabolic process, nonsense-mediated decay. NCBI's taxonomy places the organism in Eukaryota, Metazoa, Arthropoda, Malacostraca, Decapoda, Varunidae. Gene Ontology annotation, molecular function: hydrolase activity; RNA binding; RNA helicase activity. Gene Ontology annotation, cellular component: cytoplasm. The record is from RefSeq and is a predicted model, not a curated record. Bases 115 to 3480 code for a protein of 1121 amino acids.